GAUAGACAAGCUUCGUAGUUUCACGUCUCUGAUCCAAAGGAAGUCGGAGGUGAAACCUAUUGUAGAGAUGCAUCCGGUAUGUGUCACUGCAUGGUGUUUGAUACUCGGUUGUGGCCGAAACACAUACAAAAGACAUAAUGAUGACCUCAACGAAGGAGUCGUCGAUGCAGGUCAUGCUAACGAGGGACGUCCUCGGACAACAACGCAGUAUGCGUUGACAUGGUCUGCGUUUGAGGAUAUUAUCCUCGACGAGUCUGAUCCUAUGCCGGAUCAGACAGAGACGGGUCCGGAUUUCGAGAUUAGGAACCGUAUUCGUCUCCCUUCGGUGUAUGGUAGUAAGAAAGACGUCUAUAAUAGCAUCGAACGCAGGUUAGGCAAACUGGGUGCGUCUUGCACGUUGUAUCAGGUGUUCUGUAAGAUAUGGAGAGACUAUUUUUGGCACGUUAGGCUGGCUCGAACGACUGACCACGCGAGGUGCAACGUGUGCAUAAAAAACGCUAUCCUCAUUGAAGGAGCACUGUCGGGGCCACGGCGGGAACUGGUUGCAGCGCAAAGGAGCCACCUCGAUCUGCAAAAGGCCCAUCGCAAGCAGUAUGACCGAUGGUCAGCAGAGUCCGAGCUGCAUAAGGACCAAAGUUUGUGCAUCAUUAUAGAUGGAAUGGAUCAGGCAAAGACUACCAUUCMCCAUGCAUCGCGCCGACGUUUGUCUAAGGAGAUGGCUAAUAAUACGAUGAUGAAAACGAACCUCACCGGUAUCAUAGCUCACGGUAGGAAUCCGUCGUUGAUUGUGCAYACCUGGUUUCCUUAUCUUUCUCACGGGUCGAAUUCAGUAGUUACGUCCAUUGCCAAAGUUUUGAGGGACGUGCAAGCGCGAGAAGGCAAACUCCCGCCGUUGCUUCGUGUCCAAGCUGAUAACUGCGGCGGACAGAACAAAAACAGAUUCGUCUUCGCAUUUHUUGCAUUGUUGGUGAAGUUUAAGAUUUUCAAGGAGAUUCUGAUGGGGUUCAUGAUAGUUGGUCAUACCCACACCGACAUCGACGCGAAGUUUAGUUUGUUUGCUCGCAAACUGAACGGCUCCGACGCGUACACGAUGGAAAAAUUGUUUGCGGUGUUGCAACAGUCAUGUGAGGAGCAAGUGGAGUGCACCCAACUAACGGAAAUGGUGGACUGGAAAACCGCGAUCUCGCCGUACCUUGACAACUUGAUUUCAGGUCAUGCCACACCCCACCUUUUCCGUUUCUACAUGGAGGAUGAUAAUCUGGCUAUGCUCUACAAAGCGCACUGCACCGACAAGAACUGGGGGCCUGAGAAGGGACCGGUAUACUGGUUCAAACGGAGUGCAGACAAGAAAUGGGCAGGCCCCGAAUGGGGGUUCGAGCCGUGCCGCGAGUCGCCCAACCCCGCUUCCGGCGACUUUACAAAUGGCAAAGCGGAAUUGCGCGUUUUAGUUAAAACGUGGAAGGACGCAAUGAACGAAUGGGAAACACAAACAAUAGAGGAGCGACAACUCAAAACUAGCAGGCUGAGAUAUUGGACGGAGUGUUUGACCGAGUUCGACAACAUUGAGGUGGAAGAGACCACAACAGUGUCGUUGUCAUACUCUUUUUGGCCAAAGCCCAUGCCGAGCGAUCCAAGUUCCGAGCAUUCGGUCUCGUGCAUUCUGCCACAACCGUUUCGGAAACCGUGCUUUGUGGGCCAUAGGAAGGAUGAACCCAAACCGGAAUUCGACCCUUACAAAGCUGUUGAGCUUGAUGAUUUCGUUGUUCUGCGCUCUCCGGACGACCACGUGCAAGAAGGGUGCAUCUUUUGGGUUGCUCGUGUCAUCAAGAAGGAGACAACCCGGAUUUUCGUGGAGUACUGGAGGCCAUGCGGUCGCGAACAAAAGCUAUCUAAGCUGUACGAAGACGCAUGGAAUAAAACGUGGAGAGUGAAAACUGAAUCAGAACCCGGAUGGCAAGACCUCAGAAGCGUGGCGUAGGCAUGGACCAGCGGGAUUCGAUCUAGAACGGGAAUGAAUGGAGCGAUAGUAA
Messenger RNA from Chara braunii, 2030 nucleotides. The record is from the annotation of a GenBank genome assembly. NCBI's taxonomy places the organism in Eukaryota, Viridiplantae, Streptophyta, Charophyceae, Charales, Characeae.